UAUUUCGCGGGCAGACGAACAGUGUUUGCGCGCGCGACAACGGCAGACGACACACGGGAAGAUCGAGUAUUUAGUUGAGGCAGUGUUGGAAUUCCAAUGUGAGGCUAGCUGAUUGGUCCAGGAUGCGUCACGUGACCCCUCAGGAUGCCCGUCACUCUCUCCCUGAAGACUGCCCAGUAUAUUGACCAAGAUGCCCAGAAGAUAGUGAGCGGCCUGCCGGUGCUGCACGGCGAGUACGGCGUACCGGGGGAGCACAUCGCCUUCCUCAGAAAAUUCUUCCGCGCACACGACACGCAGACGAUAAUGAAGUUAUACCGGAAACUGUACAUGGUGGAAUGUCGCCGUGUCAGUCCACUUACCAGGGCGGUGGUCGGCAUAGCAGCAACGGUGUACAGGAACAUUCGAAGCUGCGGCGAUAAUCCACUAGUGUGUGAGCUUCUACAGCUCCUGGCGAAGCCGAACAUGCAGGCGCUUCUCUAUAGCCACGACAAAAUUGCGUCACGUGACUUCACGCCUCAGCUACAUCCGGAAGGAGGGUCAGAUGCGCGCGACGAACCCCUUACGCCCGGGGAGAACGGGACCGAGGACGGUACGGGUCACGUUAGGGUCAUACAGCUGAUAAAGGACAGAGAGCCCUUGGGGGCGACACUGCAAUACAACGACGAGAGCGGCACGGUGCAGAUCGCCCGUGUCCUGAUGGGUGGAGCAGCAGACAGAAGUGGCAUCCUGCACGUGGGCGAUGAGAUACUGGAGGUGGCAGGGCAGAGCGUGCGAGACAAGACACCGGACCAGAUAGCCACCGAACUGACGAAGAUGUCCGGUGCGAUCUCAAUGAAGAUCCUGUCAGGGACCCAUCGCCUCAUCACGCUACGAGAGAGCAAGAUGCGCGUUCGCGCCUUUUUCGACUACAACCCAAUUUACGACGUGCUCAACCCCUGCCCGGAAGCGGGUCUCACGUUCUGUCGCGGCGACGUGCUCCACAUCGUCUCACAGGAAGACCCCUGGUGGUGGCAGGCGCGACGAGAGGGCGAGCGCACAGGAAGGACGGGUCUAAUACCCGCACGGCAAUUGCAGGAGAGAAACGAAAUCAUCCGUCGUUACCAUAGUGAUGAUGACGUCACGACCUGCAGCAGCCGUUCGCCACGCGGCACAAGUCCGUGCAGAUUCAGUCCCCGGAUUCCCCGGACCCGCCGAGUGCGCCGAAAGAUGUACCAGUCCCAGCACAGUGGAGGUACACCCGACCUUCUACGUAGAGAGUACGAUGUUGAAGAUAUCCCGACUUAUGAGGAGGUCGACUUAUAUCAACCAAAUGCAGACGUAUUCCGUCCAGUUGUGCUUAUCGGUCCCCCUGGGGUGGGGCGACAUGAGUUGAAAAGGCGACUGCUGUCACAUGACCCUGACCUUUUCGAGGAAGUGGUACCUUACACGAGCCGACGCAAGAAGACGCACGAGCAGGACUCCAGGGAAUAUCACUUUGUGCCUCGCGAGGAGAUGGAACGAGGCAUCAUUAACCACAGAUUCGUGGAAUACGGCGAAUUUAAGGGUAACCUGUACGGGACGAGCUACGCCUCAAUCCGGUCUGUGAUAUCCAGGGGCAAAAUUUGUCUCCUCUGUCCACACACACAGGCAUUGAAACUGCUGAGAUCUCCGGAAAUCAAGCCAUUCAUCGUCUAUGUGAAGCCGCCGCCCAUCGAGGUCCUUUGUAUAACCCGUAAGCAGAUGCGCGCCAUGAAAACCCUGGAGGGUGGAGCUACACGUCUUAUCACGGACGAGGAUUUCACCGACAUGCUCACCAUAGGCAGUCGCAUUGAAGACAAAUACGCCCACCUGUUUGAUGCAGUUGUUAUCAAUGAUGAUAUCGUCAAGGCAACUAAACAACUGCUCAUUGUCAUUCAUGAGCUUCAGAGACGCCCACAGUGGGUGCCUCUCCAUUGGCUCAGAUGACCCCAGCUUAAGACUCUAGAUACGAGUGCUGCUGGAUGACAUGAGCUUUAGACUUUGAAUGUCAGCCUUGCUGGAUGACCAGAGCUUUAGACUUUGGAUACUGUUGCUAAACCAAGCCUAAAAAUUACCUAUUUUCAUGAAAAAUAGGCUAUGAAAAUUUGAAAGGCCUUUAUGAAAUGGACAAGGCCUUUAUGAAAUGGACAUAAAAUGUUAAGCUAUUAUAGGGAUAUGUAGUGCAACUAUGGUGGAACUUUGCAACUGCACACUUUUGUUUAAAUCUUUGAUGCACAACGAAAAAUGUGGGGGAAAAUUAGAAUAACAGCUUAAAUAUUUCAUAUAGAAUGGUGCAAUUCUAUACGUGUCUAUGUGAAAUUGCACACAAUAAGGCAAGAGAAUCUUUAUUGUGAAAACCUGAUUUUUCAUUACCAAGUCUUGUAAAAAUAGUAUCACAAUGUUGAAAUAAUGUGUACUCACUUUCAACAUUUAUUUUGCAAUUAAGCAAAUUGUUCAAAAUUUUCGUUUUUUAAUGUUGUUUAAUUCAUUUCCUAACAUAAUUUAAUAUUUUGAUUAGUUUAAAAUGAUUAUAAUAACUAAAGACUUAAUAAUAAUAAUAAUAAUAAAGCACAAGGGUCAUGAUGACCCUGAAAUGCUCACCUGAAUUCAAGGUACACAACUUGUCAUUAACUUGACACUGUUACAUAGUUCAAGGUACACAACUUGUCAUAAACGUGACACUGUGAAAUAGUUCAAGGUACACAACUUGUCAUGAACUUGACACUGUGACAUAGUUCAAGGUACACAACUUGUCAUAAACUUGACAUUGUGACAUAGUUCAAGGUACACCACUUGUCAUGAACUUGACACUGUGACAUAGUUCAAGGUACACAACUUGUCAUAAACUUGACACUGUGACAUAGUUUUUAACCCAAUUCGACAGAUUCAAAUAUGGCCUUUAUAUUGUCAAGAUGAACUUUGUAUUUACCUUUCAAAGCAUAAAUGUGUACCUAUUGGUAAUAUGGCUUUUCUAAAAUUUGACCUGGUGACCUAUUAGCCUUUAACCUAGACUCAAACUCAAGCUAGUUAUAAACAUUUUGACAAAGUUAAACCGUGAUUGAGUCAUAAAUGUUGCAUCUAGACCAAAAAAACAAUGUUUUUCAUUGAUUUGACCAGAUGACCUAGAUUUUUGACUCACAUGACCCAGAUAUGACCUUGGCCUACAUAUUGUAAAGAUCAACAUUCUGAGCUAGAUUCAUAGAGAAUUAGUAAUAAAUUUUGGCCUAUUAAUGUGGUAAUGUUUUCUAAUAUUUGACCACAUGACUAAAUUUGUUGACACGUGUUACCCAGAUUUAAAUUCAACAUAGACAUAAUCAUGAUAAUCAUUCUGACUGUUUGAUUAGUUAAAACCUAUUUAUUUAAGCUCGAUUGCAUAGUAAGCUUAAGGCUUAUUUGAAACACUCUUGAGUAUAUCUCCUGGGACUAGAACCAGUACUUGUUGUCUUUGAGAGAGAUCUAAAGAACGCUCCAACGGUGGGGAUCGAACCCAUGAACUCUCGGUCGCUAGCCGGACACCAUAUCCACUAUGCCACAGCGACCUGUUUAAAUGAGAUCGAGUCAUAACUUAGGCCUCUAAAUAGGUAACAAGGUUUUUCAAAGAUUUGACCUGGUGAUUGAUUUUUUGGACUUGUGCUACCCAGAACAAAGCUCAACCUAGAACUUUUCAUAAUAAUUGGUAACGGAUUAAGGACACAGAAUAUGCAGCCCUAAAAGCACAAAAGCACCGUAAGCAUUUUGUGCUCAGAUGGGCAAACAAUUUUCAAACCCACAAACUCUAGAAGCAAAAGCUAACACGUUAUGACUUCAACAUGUAGUUUUAGCAUUUCAAUUUUUUUUUAAAACUCUAUAACGGUAUACACUUUUUUGCUAAAUUAUACAUUUUUUCAUUUUUCGAAUCUCAAUUGAUAAUUGCAAAUAAUUUUUUUUUUUUAAUUUCUUAAUUUGCAUGCUUGCAUACAAGUUUACAUUCUUUUUUGAUUUGACAAUUUUUUUUUGAAAAUUGUCAUUUUGCCAAAUAGUGAACAAGUAUGUAUAAAAGAACUUUAGAGAUACAUGUGUAAUAGACAGGAAUGUAUAAAUAUCUAAUAGAGGAUAGGACGGUUAUUUAUAAUAUUAUGUUAAUCAAUACAUUUGUGCUUCAUUAGAAAUCUUGAUUUGUACAGAAUCAUCAAACAAUUCUAUCAUUUCCUUUAUUUGCAAAGAACAAAUAAGUAUGUUUAGUAUACCUACUAUAUGUACCACGUUCUUUGUAUGAAAUGUUGUUUUUGUUGAUCCCGUUCAUUGCUUGAGACGCUUUUUGAGAAAACGGGGCUUAAUGUAUGUGACGUAAAGUGUCAUCCCAGAUUAGCCUGUGCUAAUCAGGGACGUUACUUUCUGCUUUUAUGGUAUUUUUCAUUUAAAGGAGUUCUCUUCUACACGAAAAUCCAGUUACGGGGGAAGUGUCGUCCCAGAUAAGCCUGUGAAGUACUGCACAGGCUAAUCUGGGACAACACUUUACGCACAUGCAUUAAGCCCAGUUUUUUUCAGAACGCGACUUAUUUAUAAAUCACGAUGAAAUAUACUCUUAAUUUUCUUAAAAAAAAAAAAUAACGUUUCAACAUUAUAUUCAACUUAUUCGGUGCCAUGCAGUUUUUGACACACAGGUUGUAUUCUAGGUGUUACAUUAAUAUGCAUUUAUUUAUACACAUGUUGAAUGCAAACGAGACCAGAGUGUUGUCAUUUGUGAAUAAAUUGCC
Messenger RNA from Dreissena polymorpha, 4733 nucleotides. Its product is annotated as MAGUK p55 subfamily member 7-like. Gene Ontology annotation, cellular component: cell-cell junction; plasma membrane. The coding region runs from base 145 to 1944 and encodes 599 amino acids. The transcript has 18 exons. The record is from RefSeq and is a predicted model, not a curated record. Gene Ontology annotation, molecular function: protein binding. NCBI's taxonomy places the organism in Eukaryota, Metazoa, Mollusca, Bivalvia, Myida, Dreissenidae.